Molecule: messenger RNA, 1037 nt
Organism: Macroventuria anomochaeta
Lineage: Eukaryota; Fungi; Ascomycota; Dothideomycetes; Pleosporales; Didymellaceae
Exons: 1
Coding region: 141-671 (176 amino acids)
Source: RefSeq, a predicted model, not a curated record
AAUGGUCGAACCAUAUUACAACUCCGCGGCUUAGUCCGACCCCGCAUCAUCUAGGGAUCAACGAUUUCGAUCGAACAACUAUCGCAGUUCGAACACGACUUUUCUGCUCGAGCUUUAAUAUCUACACCAAGUCUGCAAGCAUGUCAAAGGACAACGUGGCCGAAUCAGCCCCUCCACAACCACAGCUAUAUAUCAGAGAAACCUACUUUCAGACUCCGAAAGCCGUAGUUCCACCCAAUGCAACACCGAAGAAAGCCAUCACGCCAACAGUACGCUCCGUUCCCGCGACCUCUCCACCGCGAAGAGAUUCAAAGAAGGAACCAACUGCCGAGCACCCAAUGGGCUACGAAACCGCAGCUGAGCCAACCGUCAUCACACUAGAGGAACACGAGACACUGAAAGAGCGUUUGGAUGCGCUAUUCCGCUCGACAUUGCGAGCUGUCCGGAAAUGCCUCUGUUCAACAUCGAGCGAGCUUGACGACACCGAGUCGAAUACCGCACAUAUGCUAGACUCUUACCGUCAUCACCCAAUAUACGGCUACGGCUCGAUCUCUGCGGGAGCCAAGCCGACAUCUAAGUCUGACAAUGUGUGGCCAAGAGCACAACGGCAGAGACUUUCUCAGGAAGGGCUGGUAGCUCAGCCAACACCAAAGGGCAACUUUAUCAUAUGAGCGCCGUUCACGACGUUCAGGUCAAAAAUGAACCACUACGCAGUCGAGGAUUGAUGAAUUGAGCGGCAUGGAGAUAAGCCGUGUUACGAGACAACGGUCGAGGUUGUACCAGGCUGGCUCCGCAGGCCAUCACCACCCGGAGGAUACCAUAUCUUACCCCCUCGCUUUCUAUUUACUCUGCAAGGAACAUGUCGCAAACCACCUCAUACACGUCAGUACAUAAUUAUAAUACGAGAGAGAAUCAACCUGCCAGUUUUCCAGCCACCAUCUUGGGUAUCUCAAAGAGACUCGUGCAAGUGUCCGCUGCUGGACUUUGGAUUACAGAGCCACCGGUCGGAUAUAAAAACUAAUACAAGCGAGUGAUCA